UUUACAAGGCAUUUGGGAUUCUGUCUGAGAGAAAACAAGACCGAGGGAGAGGAAUACGACGGCCAUUGUUGUUGAUCUUGGUGCAAAGAUGGGUCGUGCAAAGUUAAAGAUGGAACUCAUUGCAAAAGAGAAGACUCGAAACACUACAUACCAUAAAAGAAAACAAGGGAUCAUUAAAAAAGCUAAUGAGUUCUCCAUUCUUUGUGAUGUUGAUACAUCUAUCAUCAUCUUCCCUCCUGAUUCAAACGAGCCGGAGAUAUGGCCCGAAAACCCUGAUAAAAUCAAGAAAAAUAUCACUUCUUACAUGUUGAAAAAGGAUGAAACUGGAAAAAGAACCUAUGAUCUCCAAGAUUUCUAUGAAGACCGGAAGAAAAAGAUCGAAGACGAGCUCGUUAAGGCCCGGAAAAAGAACAUGGAAGCAAAAUACGCAACGUGGUUCGAUGAUCUUGAUAGGUUAAAUGAAAUGCAACUAAGACAGUUUGCUAUGCAGUUGGAAGAUAAGGAGAAUGUUGUAAGGGCUUAUCUUGAGUUGAAGAAAAGAAACAUGAACAAUAUUCAACUUCCCUUCAUGUUUGAUCCGAUGGUUCAUUAUAAUCAGGGUUUGGGUUCGCAUUCGGGUCUUGAUCAUGGCCAUGUGAUGAACCAUAUGAGUCUUGAUCAUGGUCAUGUGAUGAACCAUGAUGGUGGAUGGUUCGGUGAUGCAACGUUUACGCAGUUGAAGCGUGAACAGUUGGGGUUCGGUUAUUAUCCGGUGUUUGAUGGUGGUUUGGUGUAUGAUAACCCUAACAUGCAAUGGGGUUUGCAGCAACCGGUGGUGCAUGGUGGUGUGGGCGGUGUCAUGCAAGAUAAUCAUAAUGGUGUUGGUGAAUUUGUGAUGGAUGAUCAACGUAUUUUUUAUGGUUAACAUAUUUGCAUUUGUGUUUAGUUUAUGAACAUCUAUAAUAUUAUCAAGUUUUAAUCUUUGAUUA
Helianthus annuus (common sunflower) is the source of this 968-nucleotide messenger RNA. RefSeq names its product agamous-like MADS-box protein AGL82. Gene Ontology annotation, molecular function: RNA polymerase II cis-regulatory region sequence-specific DNA binding; protein dimerization activity; DNA-binding transcription factor activity, RNA polymerase II-specific. Gene Ontology annotation, biological process: positive regulation of transcription by RNA polymerase II. NCBI's taxonomy places the organism in Eukaryota, Viridiplantae, Streptophyta, Magnoliopsida, Asterales, Asteraceae. The record is from RefSeq and is a predicted model, not a curated record. The transcript has 2 exons. Bases 89 to 904 code for a protein of 271 amino acids.